CGGCUGCCCCCUAUAAAUAUUGAUUGUUGUCGUCUUCUCCUUCUCUGCCCACGGUUUACCCGGCAGGUCUGUGUGACGAACACUGCGAGGUAAACUGUGCGGACAGGCCAGCACCCCACUAAUAGAUCGGAGCGAAAACAAAGAACGGAAAAGAAAGAAAGAAAAAACAAAACCGCCGCAGAGAGGGAGAAGAGGAGAGCGAGGGAGAAGAGGAGACAGAGGGAAAAGAGGACAACAAAUACAUGUGCAGAUCUACAGCGUCAGUCAGUGCGUGAGGCAAGAGAAAGGAGGAAGGGAAGGAAAAAAAGAGAGAGAAAGAGAAAGGAGGAAGGAGGAAGGAAGAAGGACACGUGGCAGUUGGAAAAUGGCGUCAAGGUCGAAAGUGCGCAUUACUCAAGAUUUUUUCGACGCGGCGGUUAAGGAAAACGUGGAUGAGUUCGGGAUGGAAGAAGAGGAGGCCAUCGAAGAUGCGGUGAAAACCUUCACCAUGCAGGGCGUUGAUUUGACAGGAAUUGUCACGACACCAGGUGGCGCUUGCAGUAGCGGGUGCGUUCAUCCGGCUAUGGAGGCCCUUGAGCUGUUGGAGAUGGCGGUUGGAGCUUACGAGAGCUGCCGUAGCAAGCGCGACAUGGCGACGAGGUCGACUGAUGCAGAUGCAUCUGGACAGAAUGGCACUGGCACCGGCGAUGACGGUGGUGGCGGUGGUUUGAUUGGUAGAAGAAGUGCCGGUGGAAAUGGAGACGGUGAGACUGUGGGUGCCGAUGGAGAUAGCAAGGGCGGCUUAAGCAAGGAGGGUGGUGCCGAUGGAGAUAGCAAGGGCGGCUUAAGCAAGGAGGGUGGUGCCGAUGGAGAUAGCAAGGGCUGCUUAAGCAAGGAGGGUGGUGCCGAUGAAGGGCGGCACCAGCGUCCUGCUGGAGAUGAGGUAGCUAAGGCUAUGGCACGGGUGAUAGACACAGGGGUGAGCGAUGACGAUGAAGGGAAGCGAGUAUUCGAGGAGAAGAGAGGAGUUGCCAUCUUUGUUAAUGCUUGCGACGCUCUGUUCGGCUGCGGAACAGCUCUCGCGGCGAAGGAGAGAGAAACUCUGGACCGGGGACUGGAACUGCUAGCAUCUCUGUUGACUGAUGGUCGCUUUCAGGAGCAGUUUUCUGAUGUCGAAGGUCCGUCGAAAACAGUCAAAUGGCUGAAGAAGUUGUGCAAAGAAGGAGAAGACGAUUCUGAUGGUCUGAUGCGAGUCACGGGGGUUAUGUCUGCUGCGGCCACAGCGCACGAAAGAAUCAAGUGCGAGCUGAUGGAUUGCAAGGCAGGAGGUCUCCUCUUGGAUGUCAUUAGACGAGACGGUGUGAGCCGUGGGGCGUUGUUGGGAGCAUGCGAAGCGCUGAGAGUGUUGUGUAUUGGUGAUGACACCAAGGCUUUUGUUUCCAAGGCGUAUAAGCAUGCGCUGGGGAUCGGAAAAGCGGGUGGAGUUGAGGCCCUUCUCGAUGCGUCACAUCCGUAUAUGUCCGAUCCUUGUGUUCUUGCCAGUCUGUGCAGCACCCUGAAAGCUGUUGCCGUCAAUGAUGAACUUUGCAAGCUGGUGGCAGAGAUGGGAGGGAUUUCCCUGAUUAGGAAAGUGCUUUCCGACUCCGUCCAGAAACGGAACACAGUGGUUACAAAGAAUGCUUGUGCAUUGCUUUGCCAGGAGCCCUUUGGGUUACCCAACCGGCCAACCAAACAUUAUAUUGAGCUGCUUCCUGGAGCGGUCCCUCCCAAGGGCCGCAUCUACAGGAUGUCACCUGCUGAGCUCGAGGAGCUCAGGCGACACCUUGAAACCCUGACCAGCAAGGGCUGGAUAAGGCCCAACACUUCUGAGUUCGGUGCUUCAAUCCUCUUUGUUCCAAAGGGGAGUGGUGAAUUCAGAAUGUACAUAGAUUACAGGGGUCUCAACAAAAUCACUAGGAAGAGUACAGAGUCACUUCCUAGGAUCGAUGACCUGCUGGAUAUGGUCCAGGGCUGCACAAUCUUUAGCAAAGUCGACCUCAAAUCUGGCUAUCACCAGAUUGAGAUGGCAGAGGAGGACGUCCACAAGACGGCCUUCAAAACUAGGUAUGGUACUUAUGAGUACCUGGUGAUGCCAUUUGGACUCUGCAAUGCACCUGGUACAUUCCAGACUGAGAUGCACCGCAUAUUCAGGCCGUACCUGGAUAAGUUUAUGGUUGUCUACCUGGAUGAUAUCCUAGUAUUCAGCAAAACUACCAGGGAACAUGCGGAGCACCUGGCUCUAGUCCUUCAGUCGUUACGUGACAGCCAAUACAAGAUCAACAGGGAGAAAUCCUCUUUUGGAGUUCCCUCUGUUAUCUACCUGGGUCAUGUAAUCUCUGGAGAUGGUUUGGCCCCUGAAGCAGCCAAGGUUGCUGCUAUUCAGGAUAGGCCACAACCUCAGACAGUGAGAGAUGUCCGGUCAUUCUUGGGUCUGGCCUCCUACUACAGAAAGUUCGUCAGGAACUUUUCUGCAGUGGCUGCACCCCUGACUAACCUUACAAAGAAAGACACUCCCUUUCUUUGGUCCCUCCACUGUCACAUGGCCUUUGCGCGACUCAAACAGGCCUUGACUCGUGCACCUGUGCUGAAGCUGCCUGACCCCACUUUGCCUUUUGUACUGACUACUGAUGCUAGCCAGUAUGGCAUUGGGGCAGUUCUUCAGCAGGAUGAUGGGAAUGGUCUCAGACCUGUAGAGUUCAUGAGUAAGAAGAUUAAGACUCAGAAGUUGCAGGACUCCACCUACGAGAAAGAGCUUUAUGCUCUUGUCAAAGCAGAGAGGCAAGAGGCUGCAGAGCUGGAAGCUGCAACAGAUGCUUCCAGAAAAGAGCACCUGAUGCAGCAGGCUCAGAAGACUUUUGCGGAUGCUAGAGUGGCCCAGUGUACCAGGGACCUGGUUGAGCUGGUAUUAUUACAAGACAAGCUUACAGCCAGCCAUUUCACAAACUGGGACGAAAGGAUCCAGAGGUUGGAGACCAGAGUGUUUGAUCUGGGAACUCAGCAGUCUAAGAUCCUGGAUGCCAUCCAGAAUCUGACUGCUCAGUUAACAACAGCCAACCUGAUCUCCCCUUUGGUCCCUGUGGGCCCCUCUCCUAAAACCCCAAAGCCUUCUCAGCCUUCCUCUUCACCUCCUUCCUCUUCUCACUUUUCUCGUAAGUUUUCUCCCUCUGUCUCCUCCCAGGCCAAAGCCACACCUCCUCCCACCUUUGCUGCUGUUGUUGCUGGGGACCACAGAGGUCCCAAGAUUCCUGCCCCCAGCAAAUUCAAGGGGGAUGACCCCAAGAUUGAUGUGGGGGACUGGACCGCUGGAACCCGGGCCUAUCUGAAGGGGUUCCAGUGUCCGGAGCAGCAAAAGGUGGCCACCGUUGUGGGGCUGCUGGAGGGGCCUGCCCAGAAAUGGGCUACCUCUUCAACAAGUGCCCAGAGCCAGAUUUCGGAGGACUGGGCAUUGGCACUGGGGGCUGACAAACUUUUGCAGGCCCUGGAGGACAGGUUUGCAGACAAGGAACGUGCCCGCAAGGCUGCUGACAAGAUCGUACGCCUUGGACAGCAGCGUUACAGCGGUAGUCUGCAGGCCCUUUUUGCUGAAUUUGAGCAGCUCACCUCCACCCCUGGAUUGGUUAUGUCGGCUGAUGAUCUGCUGACUAGCUUUUGCAGGGCUGCGCCUGAGAAGUUCUCAGUCGCUUUGUAUAGCGCCGGGCACAAAGACUGGCACUCAUUUGGACGUGCAGCACUGGACAUGGAGGCCAAGCUCCACGUUCAAGCCCCCUCCAGUGACAGGAGGAAAGGCGCCUUCCCUCGCGGUGGUAGAAAGGGAAAGGCGGCCUUUGCUUAUGCGGGUUCUGGAUCAUCAUCUGAUGCAGGAUCCCGGCCUGCGGCUCGUGCUACGGGGUCAGCAGGUUGCCCGUACCUAGCGUGGUCGCGAGGGUUUGAACUGCAUAUCCAUAGGUUAGCUGUCGCAGAUCCUAUCUGGCCUAUCUACAACAUUGCUGGUGUCGUCAACAGCUUCCAGAAGUACGAGCAGAUCCCGGCCAAUGCCGUCUGCUACAAGCUUCAGACCAUAGAAGAAGAUGAACCUGAUGAGGACAGACUCAUCAGGCGGUGGGCGGAAAGAGGUGAGACAAGCCAGACAGCUGGUGAACUUGAUGUCAAACCGCUGGACUGGUACGGCCAGUAUGCAUAUUCCAGCGAUAGGCUUGAGGAAACAAAGGAAGAGAGGGACGUGUUCGUUGCAAGACUAGCAACUAUUACAGACCAAAAGGAAAGGGACCUUAUGCUUGAGGAAAAACGCGCAGAGCUGCAUAAUAAAAUGUUAGCAGCAAAGCGGCAAGAACUUGAUGAGAGGAAAAGGUUGCAAUCAGAGGGUGCAAGGUUGCUGCAAGCACAGAAAGAUAAACAGGCGGCAACCGAAGAAAAACUUGCCCUUCUGACAGAAGCGGUCCUACAUACCAAACAAGAGGUAGCAGCAAUGAACCGAACUUUGCAAAAGGUAGAAAUGCACCAAUACGAGUUUGAAGGAGUCUGGAACACCUUUCUGCAGAAGUCCGUCAAAGAUGUGGAUCUGCACAUUCAAUCGUAUAUUCAAAAGUUGGAUAACCAUAUCACAGAAACCUUUACUCCUGUCGUAAUUGAUAAGAUCAUCCGAGGUAGCGGCGCAGGAGGCGGAGGAGGUGGUGAUGGAGACGGAGAUGGAGGAGAUGGAGACAGAAAAGGAAAAGGGGUGUUGCGAGACGAUAAAAACACUGACGUAAGAAAAAUAAAGGUUAAAGUGUCGUGGACUUACACUGGCAAGAAAGAGGAGAGCGUCCUUCAUUGGAUUGCGGUCGUAGAAUCCUACGUAUACAGUCAGCGGAUACCUUAUUGGGAUAGAGUUCUGAUGUUUACUUCGUGCAUGGCCGGCGAUGCGAUGAGCUUCGCCAUCUCGUUGCAAAAAGAAGCCAACUGCGACACUAUGAUUGCAUAUUCACAACAAACUAGAAUUGAAGACUUCUUCAAAACUGUCAGAGAACGUUUUGAAGAUAAGAAUCUAGCUCGCCGAACAGAAAUGCUAAUUCUGAAUAGCGCAGAUCGAAAAUGGAAGAGUGCAUCUGCACUCAAAGCAACGAUGGACGAACUCUUGCAAUGUGCAGAACAUGGGCUAACUCCUACCCAAAUCCUCAACAACUUCGCAAGGGCACUUCCUGAGCCUCUCCAAGCAGAGAGGCAAGAGGCUGCAGAGCUGGAAGCUGCAACAGAUGCUUCCAGAAAAGAGCACCUGAUGCAGCAGGCUCAGAAGACUUUUGCGGAUGCUAGAGUGGCCCAGUGUACCAGGGACCUGGUUGAGCUGGUAUUAUUACAAGACAAGCUUACAGCCAGCCAUUUCACAAACUGGGACGAAAGGAUCCAGAGGUUGGAGACCAGAGUGUUUGAUCUGGGAACUCAGCAGUCUAAGAUCCUGGAUGCCAUCCAGAAUCUGACUGCUCAGUUAACAACAGCCAACCUGAUCUCCCCUUUGGUCCCUGUGGGCCCCUCUCCUAAAACCCCAAAGCCUUCUCAGCCUUCCUCUUCACCUCCUUCCUCUUCUCACUUUUCUCGUAAGUUUUCUCCCUCUGUCUCCUCCCAGGCCAAAGCCACACCUCCUCCCACCUUUGCUGCUGUUGUUGCUGGGGACCACAGAGGUCCCAAGAUUCCUGCCCCCAGCAAAUUCAAGGGGGAUGACCCCAAGAUUGAUGUGGGGGACUGGACCGCUGGAACCCGGGCCUAUCUGAAGGGGUUCCAGUGUCCGGAGCAGCAAAAGGUGGCCACCGUUGUGGGGCUGCUGGAGGGGCCUGCCCAGAAAUGGGCUACCUCUUCAACAAGUGCCCAGAGCCAGAUUUCGGAGGACUGGGCAUUGGCACUGGGGGCUGACAAACUUUUGCAGGCCCUGGAGGACAGGUUUGCAGACAAGGAACGUGCCCGCAAGGCUGCUGACAAGAUCGUACGCCUUGGACAGCAGCGUUACAGCGGUAGUCUGCAGGCCCUUUUUGCUGAAUUUGAGCAGCUCACCUCCACCCCUGGAUUGGUUAUGUCGGCUGAUGAUCUGCUGACUAGCUUUUGCAGGGCUGCGCCUGAGAAGUUCUCAGUCGCUUUGUAUAGCGCCGGGCACAAAGACUGGCACUCAUUUGGACGUGCAGCACUGGACAUGGAGGCCAAGCUCCACGUUCAAGCCCCCUCCAGUGACAGGAGGAAAGGCGCCUUCCCUCGCGGUGGUAGAAAGGGAAAGGCGGCCUUUGCUUAUGCGGGUUCUGGAUCAUCAUCUGAUGCAGGAUCCCGGCCUGGAAAUGACAUGAACAAGGAUAUCAUUGCAGAUGAUGGAGGGAUCGAUACUCUUCUGGGGGUUCUGGCUGCGUACAGCGAUCAGCCAAGCAUACCUCAACAGGUACAUACUACGUAGUACUAAUUACAAACUAGCUUCUUUUUUUUUUCGUUAUUUUUUUUGCCAGCAUUGUACUUUGCUG
Molecule: messenger RNA, 6491 nt
Organism: Chara braunii
Lineage: Eukaryota; Viridiplantae; Streptophyta; Charophyceae; Charales; Characeae
Source: the annotation of a GenBank genome assembly